AUGGCAGCCGGUAGCAUGCGCUUCAGCCGAAUGGAUGAGAGCGACAGGCAAGCUGGACAAGACCUGGAGGAGUCACCUAUUCAGGAGGUGCCCUUGUCGGUUCUGCACAAGCGUGCUUCCCCAUUGAAUCUUAGCCAUCAGAGCCUGGCACAUGGCCUGGACAGCGCAAGAAGGCUGGACGCCUUGGAGUGGUUGGUCCAAGCCUUUGAUGCCCUGGACCUCGCAGACGAGCAGCUCUUUUCAGCUAUUGGUUUGCUGGACCGCUUCGCAGCGAAUGCCACGGCACCCAUUGCGGCAGGCCCAGGUGCCUUCGCUCUGGUGCUGGCCGUGAUGCUAGUGGCUCUGAAGGUCUCGGGCUUCAAGAAGGAUCUGGAACGAGCCAGACGCCUGGUUGUGGAGGUUUCGGGCUCCUCACGACCCUGGGCCGCGGUGCGCAAGGCGGAGUUCAGCAUCCUCCGGCGCUUGGGCUUCCGCGCCUGCACGCCCACGGCCUUCGACCUGCUGGACCGGUUGCUCUCGGAUCUCUUCCCGUCCCUAGCACUGCGUCUCACGGGAAACCCGUCGGCAGGGUCGGCUCCCAUGCCCUCUGCUGGAACCGAUCCAGCUAGCUGGGACCCGGAGUCCAAGCUGCGUUGCAGCAAUCUCGCAAGGUUCCUGCUAGAGAUGUGCGUGGUGUACGACCCCGAAGCCUUGUACGGCUCCGGUCGCCCUCCCUUGGUCAGCGCUGUGGCCGCUUUGCUCCUCAGCCUCUUGUCUCAUUCUGCUCCCAGACACUACGCGCAGAUGCUGGCCGAAGCAGUCCAUCUCACCGAGUCCAAUCGCACGACUUUGAUGGAGAUCGCAGAGGCCAUGCGCAGCCGUUGGGUCAUGGAAGAGCAGAAGAACGGGGCAAACGGCUCUGUGGUAUUGGAGAAGUGGCGCAGGCGAUCGGGUGCCUUCGAAGUGUCACCUCCAUCGCCGUAUGACCUGCGGGCCCUCACCUCGGGCAUUACCAUGGGGGCCCCGGUGAAAGCCGAACCGGCCCGGAGCUACGCUCCUGCCAAGGCAACGGGCUCCCCGACGAGGGCUCGACGUCUCACUGGUGCUGCGGAGGUGCUGUCCGCUUUGCCCACGCCAGCGCGGCGGGCACCCGGCGGCCAGCGGACGGAGGCCACGGCUGCGAGCUCUUCGACAAAGAACCCAUUGGGGCAAGGUCAACAGGGAUUACCGGCGCCGCGGCUCACACAAAAGCCGCCGAAGGAGGAGUCCCACAAGCAGCCCGCAAAGCCGCAGGAGGAGGAGGCCAGGCGACAGCAGGAGAACCAUCGGCCUCCGCGCCUCUCAGCGCCGCAAGAGCCUUUGGCCUUCUGGCCCAUGCAGACGGGCCCUCAAGGUGCAGGACCCGUGGCGGAGCCACCUGCUGAGCCUGUGGUGGAACCUGAGCCAUUACUGGAGCUGACGCACGUCUUGAACAUGGUGGCCCCACGUCCACAAAUACCACCCCCAUCCGGUGGGGCCAGCAACACGACAAAGCUUCAGACACCAUCAGUUGCAGCAGAUCUCUUGGUGCAGUCGGCUCUGCGCAUGCAGUGGCCGGCUGACAAGAGGAAGCUCGCACCAAAAGACGCAGCAAGCACAUGCCGCGAAGCGGCUGGCGUCCUGCAAGAGGCCAUCAACCAGCUGUCCUCAGCUGCCAAUGUCCUCGAAUGCGGCGGAAGUGGUGUGCGCGAAGUUGCGAAGACUUACUGCGCUGAGACGAAGCGUCGGAAGACCUACGCAGGACCUGCAGUUCCCGGCGCCGUCUCGCCUCCCGUAGGGGGGAGUGGCAGCGGCAGCACAGUCAGUAGCUUGUCACGAGCACCCGCCGUACCAGCUGUUUAUCGUGGGAGCCCUCCCAUGGUGCGGACCACCGGACUGAGAGUUUGA
Messenger RNA from Symbiodinium sp. CCMP2592, 1905 nucleotides. The record is from the annotation of a GenBank genome assembly. NCBI's taxonomy places the organism in Eukaryota, Dinophyceae, Suessiales, Symbiodiniaceae.